CUCAGCCUGCCUGCUGUGGAUGCUCCCAGUGGGCCGGGGCCCAGAGCCCCACCAGACAGAGAAGGGCGGGAGAGAAAGGCCUCCCUCGCAGGAGCCCCUCCGCCCUCAGAAGAGCCGCUGCUCCUGCCACGCCCCCGCCUGCUCUGGUACCCUCUGCCCAGAUGCAGUUCCCAUGGCAACCACCAUCCCUCGGCUCCCGCUGUAGCCGGCGGGCCGCGAAGGGCCUUUCCCCCGCGGGCUGGGCCGCCUCCGACGCGGGAGCGGGUCCACCCCUCGCCGCGCUACCCGCUUCCGCCCGCUCGGGCACUGCGGAGAAGCCGCAGCUGCUGCAGCUCCGAAGCGGGCUCGGCGGGCGCGACCAUUCCGCGGCGGCGGCGGGGGAGCGAGGCGGGGCAGCGCCACCGUCCCGCCUCCUCGGCGGCCGAGCGACCCUCGGGCUUGGCGAGAGGGACGGGCGAGGGCGGGAGCCGGGCGCCGGGCUCACUGCGGAGGGCGCCGGGCGCGAUUCCGCCUCUCGCCCCCUCCGCCGCCGCCAGCAGUGGUACGCUCCGGCCCAUCAGCAGAGGGGAUGCGGUGAGAAGCCCAGCCCGCUCGCGGCACCGCGGCCACAGAGGGAGAUGCGGGCUCCGGGCUCCGGACGCCGCCCGCGCUGACGUCUCCUGGCCGGGCAGCCCUCGCGAGCAGCAGCCAAAGGCGCCGCGCAGCCUCCAGCCGGCCCUCGCCAUGGCGAAGCGCGAGUCCAGCUCCAGCCCGGUGGUACGGCAGAUCGACAAACAGUUCCUGGUGUGCAGCAUCUGCCUGGACCGCUAUCACAACCCCAAGGUGUUGCCGUGUCUUCACACCUUCUGCGAGAGGUGUCUCCAGAACUACAUCCCACCCCAGAGCCUGACCCUCUCCUGCCCCGUCUGCCGCCAGACCUCCAUCCUCCCCGAGAAGGGGGUGGCUGCUCUGCAGAACAACUUCUUCAUCACGAACCUCAUGGAAGUGCUCCAGCGCCAGCCCGACAGUGCCGGCCAUGAGGAUGCCAUCGCCAUGCUGGACUCUGUCAGUGCAGUGCCGGGCAAGCCACUCUCCUGCCCCAAUCACGAGGGGAAGACCAUGGAGUACUACUGCGAGGCCUGUGAGACGGCCAUGUGCCAUGAGUGCACAGUGGGGGAGCACCGGGAACAUGUGACGGUACCUCUGCGGGAUGUGGUGGAGCAGCACAAGGCCUCGCUGCGCCAGCAGCUGGACGCCAUCAAGAGCCGCCUGCCACAGCUGGCCGCAGCCGUGGAACUCGUGUCUGGGAUCAGUCAGCAGCUGGUGGAGCGCAAGAAUGAUGCUGUGGCUGAGAUCGGGAGCACUUUUACUGAGCUGGAGAAGGCCCUGGGGCAGCGUAAGGGGCUGCUGGUCCGAGACCUGGAGGCCCUCUGUGGGGCCAAACAAAAGGUUCUGCAGGCCCAGCUGGAAGUCCUGCGCCAGGGCCAGGAGAACAUCCUCAGCAGCUGCAGCUUCACUGAGCAGGCACUGGACCACGGCUCGGAGAUGGAGGUGCUGCUGGUGAAGAAGCAAAUGAGCGAGCGGCUGAACGAGCUGGCCAGUCGGGAGUUCCCCGAGCAGCCUCAUGAGAAUGCCCAGGUGGACUAUGUGGUGGAGACGGAGGGCGUGCGCAAGUCCAUUCUGAAUCUGGGCGUGCUGCUCACUACCAGUGCCAUUGCCCACAAGACGGUGGCAACAGGCGAAGGCCUCCGCCACGCCGUGGUGGGCCAGGCUGCCUCGCUGACCAUCACCACCAAGGACAAGGAUGGGGAGCUGGUGCGCAAUGGCAGUGCCUGCCUGCAGGCCAAGGUGGUGGCGCCUGACAACUGCACCUUGGAACAUGAGGUGCAGGACAACAAGAACGGCACUUACGAACUGCUCUACACGCCGCGCCAGGAGGGUGACCAUGUCCUCUCUAUAUGCCUCUAUGGGCAGCCCAUCCGCAGCAGUCCCUUCCGGGUCAAGGCUGUCAAGGCCUCUGACGUGCCCCCGUCCCCAGAUGAUGUCAAGCGCCGUGUGAAGUCCCCAAGCAGUGGCCACAUCCGCCAGAAGGCUGUUCGCCGCCCCUCCAGCAUGUACAGCAGUGGCAAGAAGAAGGAGAACCCCAUUGAGGACGAACUGAUCUUCCGCGUCGGUCAGUGCCAGGGUGGGAUGGAGGCAAGGGAAGCCACUGUGGCUCCUGGCUGGGUUGGUGGCCCCCACCUGGCCUCACUUGGUGCCCCUCUCUUGGCAGGAAGCCGGGGUCGGGAAAAAGGCGAAUUCACCAACCUGCAGGGCAUCUCCACAUCUAGCAGCGGGCGCAUCGUGGUGGCAGACAGCAACAACCAGUGUGUGCAGGUCUUCUCCAACGAGGGCCAGUUUAGGCUGCGCUUUGGCGUACGGGGACGCUCUCCAGGACAGUUGCAGCGUCCCACUGGGGUUACGGUGGACCUUAAUGGUGACAUCAUCAUCGCAGACUAUGACAAUCGCUGGGUCAGCAUCUUCUCCCCCGAAGGCAAAUUCAAGACUAAGAUUGGAGCCGGGCGCCUGAUGGGCCCCAAGGGUGUGGCGGUGGACCGUAAUGGGCACAUAAUUGUGGUGGACAACAAGGCGUGUUGUGUCUUCAUCUUCCAAUCUAACGGAAAACUGGUAGCCAAGUUUGGGAGCCGUGGCACGUCGGAGCGCCAGUUUGCAGGACCACACUUUGUGGCUGUCAACAACAAGAAUGAAAUUGUGGUGACCGACUUCCACAACCACUCUGUGAAGGUCUACAGUGCGGACGGUGAGUUUCUCUUCAAGUUUGGCUCCCACGGCGAGGGGAACGGGCAGUUCAAUGCCCCGACAGGCGUGGCUGUGGAUUCCAAUGGGAACAUCAUUGUGGCCGACUGGGGGAACAGCCGGAUCCAGGUCUUCGACAGCUCGGGCUCCUUCCUGUCCUACAUCAACACCACAGCGGAUCCGCUCUAUGGGCCACAGGGCUUGGCACUCACCUCGGACGGACACGUGGUGGUGGCUGACUCGGGCAACCACUGUUUCAAGGCUUACCGCUACUUGCAGUAACCCUGGUGGGGCAGGCUGAAAGGGGGGGCUCCCUGAGCUCCUUCUGGCCCGCCUGCUGGACUAUGCGCUUGGGGGUGGGCUGGCCCUCCGGGGCCCUUCUCCCCACACCAGAUUGGGGGUUCUGCAGCUGUGUGUGAAGGUGCCAACAGCCACAAUGGCAGCUAUGCAGCACUGGGACAGCUUCCAGGGAGUGGGGGUGGUCCCAUAGUCUCCAAAAAAGCUGACCUUUGCCCCCCCAGUGAGGGGGGGAGAGCCUCCCUGAGGGCACCACACCGCUUGCUUUUAUGGCUAGGCAGGGCCUUGCCCGAUGCCCCAGUAGGAAUCCCUUGGAAUCUCCUGGCUCUCUCCCAGAUUUCCCCCUCCCUUGUUUUUUUUCUGCACUUUAUCAUUGCCCAGCAAGGGGACCAAAACAGCUCCCCCUCCUCUUAGCAAAGGCCAGCCGGUCACCCAGCUGCAAGGACCGGGAGGGGGACGGAUGACCCCUUGGCCAGCUCCAGAGACCAUUUCUGCAAUGCCUGCAGACACCAGCGAAGCCAAUAGAGGCUUCCGGGGGGGGGGGGGACGACCCGGAUGACUUCCUAGGAACUGGAAGUUGGGGCUCCACUGAGAAGGCCGGGCCCCACUCCCAUGGGGAGGGGGUGGCUUUACCCACCCACCACCCUGUCCCCAUUUUCCCUUCUGGAUGAAAUUCUGGGCUAGCCAGGCAUUCUUGUGGUAAAAAAGCCCUUUGGCCAAUCUGGCACCCCUCUUUAUGUGCUGCUAAGGGGGGGCGGGGGAGCAGCCAGAGGCCCCACAAGGCUCCUAUGUUUUGGAGGUCUGGGGGGGGGGGAAAGAGCUGUUCUGCACCAGGUGGAAGGGAUCCAGCAUUGGUUUCCCUGGCCCCUCGGAAGUGCUGCCUGCCCCCACCCAGCCCUGCAGCUGAGCAGCCCAGCCUGGCUGAGGAUGCCCGACCCAGCCCAGUUAGUCCCCCAGAGUGCCAGCUCUGCCCUCCUGCCCUGGCUUUCUACAUGCCCCUCCCCUCUGGCUGAGCAGAGGCAGCCAUGUGCUAAUGGAAUUAUGUACAAAUAAAGUAUUCUGAAAAUAAA
Molecule: messenger RNA, 4142 nt
Organism: Crotalus tigris (Tiger rattlesnake)
Lineage: Eukaryota; Metazoa; Chordata; Lepidosauria; Squamata; Viperidae
Gene: TRIM3
Product: tripartite motif containing 3
Exons: 11
Coding region: 724-3057 (777 amino acids)
Biological process (GO): negative regulation of translation; proteasome-mediated ubiquitin-dependent protein catabolic process; protein polyubiquitination
Molecular function (GO): protein binding; zinc ion binding; translation repressor activity
Source: RefSeq, a predicted model, not a curated record